This is a messenger RNA of Auxenochlorella protothecoides, 1275 nucleotides long. RefSeq names its product putative mitochondrial saccharopine dehydrogenase-like oxidoreductase. Bases 1 to 1275 code for a protein of 424 amino acids. The transcript has 6 exons. Gene Ontology annotation, biological process: glycolipid biosynthetic process. Gene Ontology annotation, cellular component: mitochondrion; plasma membrane; lipid droplet. Lineage: Eukaryota; Viridiplantae; Chlorophyta; Trebouxiophyceae; Chlorellales; Chlorellaceae. The record is from RefSeq and is a predicted model, not a curated record.
AUGGCGACUGGUCGCACAUAUGAUGUGGUUGUCCUCGGCGCCACGGGAUUCACAGGCCAGAAGAUCGCCGAGGAAAUGAUCGAGAGCAAGUUCCAAGGGUCAUGGGCGGUGGCUGGCCGGUCCCGCAGCAAGCUGGAGAACGUCGUGGAGAGGCUGGACCUCACGUCGGCCAGUGUCAGGCCCGACAUCGUGCUGGCAGACGUCGGGGACGCCCCCUCGCUCCUCGCCCUCGCAUGCUCCACGCGGGUGCUGAUCAGUGCGGUGGGCCCCUUCCGCAGGUACGGCACCCCCGUGGUGAAGGCAUGCAUCGAGGGGAAGUGCGACUAUCUGGAUGUCUGUGGCGAGCCAGAGUUCAUGGAGAGGAUUGAGCUGGAGUACGGAGAGGCUGCUGAAACUGCCGGCGUGCUCAUCACCUCCGCCCUCGGGUUCGACUGCGUGCCCGCCGACGUCGGCACGCAGCUGGCUGCCUCCCUGUUCAAGCCCCCUGCGAGAUGCACCUGGGUCGAGUCCUUUGUCUCCAUCCACGCCGGCGAGGCGGGGCUGGGGGGCAACUUUGCCACCUACGAGUCGGCGGUGUUCGGCUACGCCCACGCCCAGUCCCUCAGCAGGCUGCGCAAGCAGGCUGCAGCUGCCAAGGGCAAGGUCGACCUGAAAAUCCCGGGGCCGAGACCCCGCCAGAGCGCCAAGCCGGUGUGGGACGCCCGCCUGCGGCGCUGGACCCUCCCCUUUCCCGCUGCCGAUGCGUCCGUCGUCAAGAGGACCUGGGCCGGGCUGGCCAAGCAGGGCGAGGCUGCAGCCCACACCUCUGUCUCUUUCACCCUCGCCGACCGCUGGACUGUGGCCCUGUACGUCUUCUUCGGCACGAUCUUCUCCUUCCUGGCCAACCGGGCCUGGGGCCGGACCCUGCUCCUCCGUUUCCCCAGCCUCUUCUCCUACGGCGUGUUUUCGCGGGAGGGCCCCACCGACCGCCAGAUCCACGACACCCGCUUCGAGUACCUACACAUCGCGCAUGGGCACGCCGACCCCGCGGCCGCCGCCGCGGGCGCGCCGCCGGACGAGCACCGCAGCGUGCGUAUCGUGGGGCCAGAGCCGGGGUACAUUGCCUGCUCCAUCUUUGUCACCCAGGCCGCCAACGUGCUGCUGGAGGAGCGGGACGCCAUCGGGGCGAGGGGCGGCGUGCUCACGCCGGGGCUGCUCCUGCGAGGCACGAGUUACCUCGACCGCAUACGGGCGCGCGGCAUCCGGGUGGAGGAGGUACCCACCCCCUCUGCGUAG